CCGCACCGGCUUCCGGCUGCCCGCACCUCGGCCUCCGCCGCCGCCGCCGCCGCCGCCCCGCAUGCUGCCCCGCGCCGGGCGGGCCGCACUGCCCCCGCUGCUCCGCUCCCUGCGCCCCGCCGCCGCCAUGAGCACCGGCAGCUUCCUCGUUUCGCAGCCGCUCAACUACCGCGGCGGCGCCCGCCUGCAGCCCGCGGACGCCUCGGGCUCCGAGACGGCGUUCGAGCCGGCCACCGGCCGCGUGAUUGCCACUUUCACCUGCUCCGGAGAGAAGGAGGUCCAUCUGGCUGUUCAGGAUGCCAAGGCCGCCUUCAAAAUAUGGAGUCAGAAGUCGGGCCUGGAGCGUGGCCGGAUCCUCUUGGAGGCCGCCAGGAUCAUCAGGGAGCGGAAGGAGGAAAUCGCCACCUUGGAGACCAUCAACAACGGCAAGUCCAUCCUGGAGGCCCGCCUGGACAUCGACACCUCCUGGCAGUGCCUGGAGUACUACGCGGGCCUGGCAGGAUCCUUGGCUGGCGAGCACAUCCAGCUCCCCGGCGGGUCCUUCGGUUACACCAGACGAGAGCCGCUGGGCGUGUGCGUGGGCAUCGGAGCCUGGAACUACCCCUUCCAGAUCGCCUCCUGGAAGUCGGCCCCCGCCUUAGCUUGUGGAAACGCCAUGGUCUUCAAGCCGUCCCCCUUCACGCCGCUGUCUGCGCUGCUGCUGGCCGAGAUCUACACGGAGGCGGGGGCGCCCCCCGGCCUCUUCAACGUGGUGCAGGGCGGCGCCGCCACCGGCCAGCUGCUGUGUGAGCACCGCGACGUGGCCAAGGUCUCCUUCACCGGGAGCGUGCCCACCGGCACCAAGAUCAUGGAGAUGUCGGCGAAAGGAAUCAAACCUGUCACCUUGGAACUCGGAGGCAAGUCUCCCCUGAUCAUCUUCGAAGACUGCCACCUGGAGAACGCGGUGAAGGGGGCGCUGAUGGCCAACUUCCUCACGCAGGGCGAGGUUUGCUGUAAUGGCACAAGAGUGUUUGUGCAAAAGAAAAUUCUUGAUAAAUUCACAAAGCAAGUGGUGGAACAGACCCAGAGGAUAAAGAUUGGAGACCCCCUUCUGGAGGACACCAGGAUGGGCCCCCUCAUCAACCGGCCGCACCUGGAGCGAGUCCUCGGGUUUGUGAAAGUGGCCAAGGAGCAGGGGGCUAAGGUGCUGUGUGGGGGAGACCCGUACGUACCCGAAGACCCCAAGCUGAAGAAUGGCUUUUUCAUGAGACCUUGUGUGUUGGGCCCGGCGCCCGCCCUGGGAGCAGGUGGAUUCGGCCACCGGGACUCCCGGUCUCUCCCGUUGUUCGGAAGCGGAGCUCGAGAGAGGAAAGGGCGCAUUGGUGACUGCAGGGAUGACAUGACCUGCGUGAAGGAAGAGAUCUUUGGGCCCGUUAUGUCCAUUCUGUCGUUCGACACUGAGGCGGAGGUUCUGGAACGAGCCAACAACACCUCCUUUGGACUCGCCGCCGGCGUCUUCACCAGGGACCUCCAGCGCGCUCACCGCGUGGUGGCCGAGCUGCAGGCCGGCGUGUGCUACAUCAACAACUACAACGUCAGCCCCGUGGAGCUGCCCUUCGGCGGCUACAAGAAGUCUGGGUUUGGCAGAGAGAACGGCCGGGUGACCAUUGAGUAUUACUCACAGCUGAAGACCGUGUGUGUGGAGAUGGGCGACGUGGAGUCUGCUUUCUGAGAGCCAGCUGUGAACCCCGUGGACGUGCCAGGCUGAGCCGUGAGACCGGUGGAGGCCUUGCAGGGCAUCAGUGCGACCCAGACGCGGUCUCGUGGGUCCACGCCUGGCUCAGCGUCACUCUCGUCACUCAGGCAUCUUCCCUGAGGGCGCACAAGUGCCUUGGUUCUAUGGAGAAGCAGUGAGUGCCAUCCUGAACCGCCCGAACCCCUUCUGGAGACGGACCAGGGCCAGGCCUCCGAGCCCUGCCCUCUGCUGUCUCGCUUGCCUGGAAGAAUGUGUUCCUUUCAGGUUCUGUGGACCCACAGCAGCUGCCUUAAGCUCUGGCUCUUUUCCUUCUACAGAAAGCUGAUGAUCGGGAAGGGAGGGGACUAGAUACUGGGCAGGUCAGCGGUGAACGGUAACUGGCCUAGAAAGGUUUUGUUUCUGUGGAGCUGCGGGAGAGGACACGUCCUCUGCUUUGAACUUCAGCUUGCUGUCUGGAUGCAGCAGUUCCUGUUAAAUGUGCAAAUUAUUUGCCAAAUAGCUGCACUAGAGCCAAAUAAAUCACACUGUUCAU
Messenger RNA from Pipistrellus kuhlii (Kuhl's pipistrelle), 2267 nucleotides. RefSeq names its product aldehyde dehydrogenase 9 family member A1 (gene ALDH9A1). The record is from RefSeq and is a predicted model, not a curated record. Lineage: Eukaryota; Metazoa; Chordata; Mammalia; Chiroptera; Vespertilionidae. Gene Ontology annotation, molecular function: 4-trimethylammoniobutyraldehyde dehydrogenase (NAD+) activity; aminobutyraldehyde dehydrogenase (NAD+) activity. The transcript is spliced from 12 exons. The coding region runs from base 62 to 1711 and encodes 549 amino acids.